Molecule: messenger RNA, 1546 nt
Organism: Ambispora gerdemannii
Lineage: Eukaryota; Fungi; Glomeromycota; Glomeromycetes; Archaeosporales; Ambisporaceae
Source: the annotation of a GenBank genome assembly
GAGUAUAAGAGGAGGUAACGGGGGUGAGAGAGAAGGGGCAGGAAAGGAACUCACGAAAUCCAAAGACAUUCAGGAAUUAGUUAACAAAUCAACAUCAGUUCCUGCCACGACGUCCAUAAUUACUACUGUUGAACCAUCCUGUGGCAUUGCAAGAACUGUGCCGACUACUUCUAUCCCAGUUAGUAUGGACAACGACAAUAAUAUUAAUAGCAUUAAUAAUAUUGAUGAUUCAACGGCGAAAAAGCAAAAGACAAAAUUUGUGGUUGGAACUGAGGGAACUUUUGAUAAUGAAAGUGGUAGUAGUAGCUUUGGUGGUGUUGGAGAAGAUAAUAAUGAUGAUGAUCAAAAUGAUGAGAUUACAGAUCCAAAGAGUAAUAAUCAGAUAUUAAAAUCAUCUCGGGAUAUUGAUAGUAACGAAGAAGUUUUACCACAACCCUCAACAACUUCAGCACCUUCACAACUACCACCAAAUGAAAUGAUUGAAUCACAUCGAGACUCAAAAUCUAAGUUUAUUAAACCUUAUCCCAGUGAAGAAAUCGAGAAAGUAGUCACCAAAAAAGAAAAAGCAAGAUUAUCGCAAGAACAGCAAAAUCCUGAUGAAAUCAAUAAUACUCGAGAAACAUUAAUCAAAGAAGACAAUCAUAAUGAUGAUGUUGAUGAAAUUGAAGCAAGGGAAGAAAAAGGUUCAUCUUCAAAAGAUAUCGACGCAGCUGAAUCAUCAAAAUCAAGAUUACCUGACCAAGAAGAUGCACCCACCAGAAACGAGAAUCCUGCUGCAAUCCCAGAAAUUACAUUACAAAAUGUUUUUCAGCCUCAUCCAAAAUUCGUGGCUACUAAUACAGUUUCAAUGUCCUCGGAUGUAACUCCAAUUGUUUCACCUAAUAAUCCAACAACAGAGCAUAUACAUGAUGCUUCAUUAGUAACAGAAACAGCAAUCUACAAUAAUACCAAUAAUAGAAAUCUAGCAUCAGUUUAUCCGACUCCUAUCGAUUUGCCACCUCAAUUUCGUGACGAGACAACAAAUUCAACAACACCACCUUUUUCCGAAUAUUUCGCUCCAAAUUUUGUCUCCGAGGAUACUUCGUCCCCCAUCACUUAUACUUCUGAUCCUCUUGAAUAUCCUCACCAACCUCGUUAUCCACCGUCAACUGGAAUUUCACGUACACAACAAAAAUUGAUGCUUCAACGACAACAUUUUCUUGCAGACGAUGAGAAUUUCCUAAUUCAUCCACGUAAUCAAUUACGAUUGACCAAAGUGAUUGAAAGGAUAAAUAGGGAACACGCUUCCAUAUUGUUAUAUCGUGAUCCAGUUAUGGAAAGUAUACAGAGAGUAAUGGGGAAAUAUGCGAGGAAUCAUCCAGAAGUGUUGGACGAAGAUUUUGGCGCAUCUUACGACGAUAAUAAAGAUUGGGAAAGGAAUAAAAAUAAUAAUUUAGUUCCUUCAAGUAGUAGUGGUAAUAUUAACAGUAAUGAAAACGUGGGACAAAGUGUCUCUGCCUCUUCUAUUAUUGCCGCGGCUGAAUCUGGUAAACUCAAAGGAAAAUAG